Molecule: messenger RNA, 2565 nt
Organism: Nycticebus coucang (slow loris)
Lineage: Eukaryota; Metazoa; Chordata; Mammalia; Primates; Lorisidae
Gene: BEND6
Product: BEN domain containing 6
Exons: 7
Coding region: 458-1297 (279 amino acids)
Biological process (GO): positive regulation of neuron differentiation; negative regulation of Notch signaling pathway
Cellular component (GO): nucleus
Molecular function (GO): DNA binding; transcription corepressor activity
Source: RefSeq, a predicted model, not a curated record
GCGGAUGACAUCACGGCCGGGAGGCUGCGGCGCGGGCGCGCGGACAUGGCUGCGGCGGCUGCGGCGGCGGCCGCGGGCUGCGCUCGGGCCUGAGCGCCCAGCGCCCUCCCGCGGGGCCGCCGGCCUGUCUGCACUGUCCUCAGGUGCACUGGCCAGGCACCUCUUCGCUUCCUGGACACCUGGGGCUUCCGCCUGUCCAGCCUUCCUAGACCGAACUGCUGGGGAGCCCGGCGUCAGGGGGCGCCACGGAGCCGGGGGAACGGCGAGGCGCUGGCGGGAGCCUCCUGGCGGUGCUCCCCCUACGUCCCACCUCCCUGCACCCCGCCCCGAGGCUGGGGCUUUGGAGGAUGCAGCCCGGGAAGACAUUAACUUUUGGGCCACAUGCAGAAUAGCAUCAUCUACAUGGAUAUUUCUUCCUCCCAGGAUCUCAGAAAACCUUUGAUAACGAAUUGAGAAAAUGCAGAAGAUCUUUCCAACAGAUGAAAUUGCCAAUACUCAAGCUUUUAGAAAAGGAAAGAGGAAAAGGACAGAGACAAUGGACUUAGAAAAUGCAAAUAAUGACCUGGAUAAAGGACAGAGAGACCCAUAUUCGGGAAAUGCCUUUCUGCCCGGUGAGAUCUCCAGUGAGGAUGAAGAGCCCUUAGCAGAACUGUCUAAGGAGGAAUUGUGCGCCAAAAUAAAAAGCCUGAAAGAAAAAGUAACAAACACCCGAAAAGAAAACAGCCGACUUCGACAGUCUUUGGUCAUGCUUCAAGUGUUACCACAGGCAGUCACCCAGUUUGAAGAGCUGGUUGGUAUGGCAGAAGCCCUGCUUAAAGGUGGAGGAACCAUGUCUACGUCUGCGUCCACCCUGUGGAGAGCAACAAACAACUCCUCCCCAGAUUCAUUUACUUCAACAUGCAGUAACUCUAAUUCUAAUUCCAGUUCACCAGUUUCCUUGAAGGCUGAGGAAGAGCAUCAGACUGAUAAGAAGCAGUUCAAGAUUGAGAAAUGGCAGAUUGCCCGUUGUAAUAAGAGCAAGCCUCAGAAGUUUAUUAAUGACUUAAUGCAAGUGCUAUACACAAAUGAAUAUAUGGCCACACACAGCCUGACGGGAGCAAAAUCCUCUACUUCAAGGGACAAAGCCGUAAAACCAGCUAUGAAUCAGAAUGAAGUUCAAGAAAUCAUAGGAGUAACAAAACAAUUAUUUACCAAUACAGAUGAUGUUUCAAUUAGGAGAAUGAUAGGGCAAAAGCUAAACAACUGUACCAAGAAGCCAAAUUUAAGCAAAAAUCUUAACUCUCAGGAUAUUAAGUAGAUUCUUUUGGUAUUAUAGGUAUCUGUAACAAAGCUCCUUCCGUUCUAAAUCUAGCAUUGGAUUUUGUGGAGAAUCUGCAACCUUCCUGGCAGUGAGCAGAGACAUACAUCUGCAGUGACAAGCUGUAAGACAUCGUAUUAUCACUGGGCUCCCCGAGGGACCAACAAGCUCGCUGAAGAAGCUGCAUGUAGAAUCCCUCCUAAAUACCAGUGAUGCAUCAGACCAGAGAAUUUCUCCCAAUCAAAUAAGCAUGCAAUAUCAUGUUUUGGAAAUAUGCAUUUCCUGAUUCCCCCAUACUACUCUGUACAGCUAACUUAACUGGAUAGUCACAAUUCUUAUCAUAGCAACAAAAAUUUCGACCUUUAAGAUUAGUCAUUGUCCCAACUGAUCAUUAUACAUUUAUUAUUACCAAUGACUCCUCCUUAGAGUUUUUGAAUCUUAGCAUAAGUACAUGUUUGGAAAAGUAAACAGUGAAAUAAUCAAUGUUCACAAACAUGAGAGCAGCAAAUUCAGAUAAUCAUGAAAAUAUGAUAAUCAUGACUAACAAGUAAUAAGAUUUUAGCAAUAAAAUUAUAGAAUUAUUCCAUUGUUUAAAAAUGUAUAAAAUAGGAAUAUGAAAAAAUCUUGCAGGUGUCAAGAUUUUUUUAUUUUAAUAUGAUACUACUCUAACAUACACACACACAUACAAAUCCAGGUUUGGGGGAUUGUUAAACCAAUGCAUUGAUUUUCAGAAUUUUCUUUUUGCUUGUUUACCAGACAUGUUUUAACUUUUUAUUGCCCAAAGUAUAUUAACUACAUAUGUGUAAUAUAAAACAUCAGUAUCGCCUAAGACAUUCUAUAGAAGAUAUAACAUCAUAUCUAUUUGGUUGACUAUGUUGCUAAACUGCUUAGUUUUAGCUGAUUUAUUUUAAUCACAGCAGAAGAAAAAUGAGUUGAAACAAUCAUAUGGGUUGAAUAAUCACACACACAAAUCAUUUUGUAAAUCAAUAGAAGAUUAAACACCCAAAGCCUUCCUGCAGGUCAGGUUGUCAUACAUGAUAACUCUACAAUGAGAAGCCAUGCUUCUUCACUGCACAAGGUCAUGUUUAAACUUGGAAAAGAGAAUGCUACAAUAGUUACAAAGUUCAAUAUCCCAGAUCCAGGGCACAUUCCAUAAAUGUUGCUUGAUAACAAUGUAGUGGUAUAAAUUAAAUGUUCUUAAAGAAAUAACUUAUGUAACAUUUGCUACUUUUACUUAAACAUAAAUAAAUCCCACUGAAAAGAUAAAA